Messenger RNA from Trichoplusia ni (cabbage looper), 975 nucleotides. RefSeq names its product dopamine N-acetyltransferase-like. The transcript is spliced from 5 exons. Gene Ontology annotation, molecular function: N-acetyltransferase activity. The record is from RefSeq and is a predicted model, not a curated record. Bases 169 to 840 code for a protein of 223 amino acids. NCBI's taxonomy places the organism in Eukaryota, Metazoa, Arthropoda, Insecta, Lepidoptera, Noctuidae.
AUUAUCACAUCGCGCGCAAGUCAUACUUAUCGAAGGACGUCGCAUCAAUAAUAUAAAAUAAAAUCACGAUUUCGGAAUAAAAUUAAAAUAUUCUGUUCUCUGUGAACUUAAAAUAGUAUGUGAUUGUGUUCAUUUUGAUUUGGGAACGUUAAAAACAGGAAUCAAACGAUGUCUAAACCAGAAUUUCGAGUGUUGCCCGUGGAGGACGGAGAUACGGAAGAAAUCAUGAAAUUACUUCAAAUAACAUUUUUCGUUGACGAACCAAUGAACCAAGCCAUAGGACUGUGCAACGACGGCCCAUGUGCUGAAUUGGACGACUACUGCAGACAAUGCUUACCUGAGGGUCUGUCCUUCAAAGCAGUCGACAAAGAUGGCAAAGUCGUUGGAGUUAUGAUCAACGGCAAAUGUCCUUUAGAAGAGGCUAAAGAUGGCAGCGACUACCUGAGCCUCGCACAAAAGUGUCAAAACCCAAAGUUUGUGAAGAUCCUAUACGUUCUAGCAAAACGGGAUGAUGGAUGCAGACUCUGGGAGAAGUAUCCUGAAGACGAGUAUUUAGUAGACGUUAAGGUAGCAGCCACACACCCUGAGUGGAGAAAACGAGGGAUCAUGAAUGCAUUAUUGGAGGAAACCGAGAAGACGACACAAGAGCGGGGCAUCAGACUUCUCCGUAUGGAUACAUCAAGUGCGUACUCAGCCAUGUCUGCAGAGCGACUGGGCUUCACCUGCGUGUAUUCAGCUAGAUACGUCGACAUCAAGCUAGACGGACGACCCUUAAUAGUCCCCGAACCACCGCACGUCGACGACAGAGUGUAUAUCAAGACUUUGUUCGACAGAAAAUGAGCUUUAUUCCUUAGGUGAUAAGAACUAUUUAAAAGUUACGGUGAUAAGGUGUUUAAUUUAAAUUCUGUUAGAAUUUGAGGAGUUUCUUUAAUAUGCCCUCAAUAUUUGAAUAUACGAAUGUUAUUGUUUUGAUUA